GCUGUCCCCGGCGCGGGGAUCCCCGCGGAGGUGCCGUGGGGUAACACUGACCUCCCCCACCCCACCCCGACCCACCCCCGCAGGGCUCCUGCUUCCAGUCUUCCCGGCGGGAGAAGUACGGGAACGUCUUCAAGACGCACUUGCUGGGGCGGCCGCUGGUGCGGGUGACGGGGGCGGAGAACGUGCGGAAGAUCUUGAUGGGGGAGCACCACCUGGUGAGCACCGAGUGGCCCCGGAGCACCCGCAUGCUGCUGGGACCCAACACCGUGGCCAACUCCAUCGGCGACAUCCACCGCCACAAGAGGAAGGUGUUCUCCAAAAUCUUCAGCCACGAGGCGCUGGAGAGUUACCUCCCCAAGAUCCAGCUGGUGAUCAAGGACACCCUGCGUGCCUGGAGCAGCAACCCCGAGUGCAUCAACGUGUACCACGAGGCGCAGAAGCUGACGUUCCGCAUGGCCAUCCGCGUCCUGCUGGGCUUCCGCAUCCCCGACGAGGAGCUCGGCCGCCUCUUCGAGGUCUACCAGCAGUUCGUGGAGAACGUCUUCUCCUUGCCCGUGGACCUGCCCUUCAGCGGCUACAGGAGGGGGAUCCGGGCACGGGAGACGCUGCAGAAGGGGCUGGAAAAAGCCAUCCAGGAGAAACUGCAGAACACGCAGGGCAAGGACUACGCUGAUGCCUUGGACAUCCUGAUAGAGAGCGGGAAAGAGCACGGCAAGGAGUUAACCAUGCAGGAGCUGAAGGAUGGCACCCUGGAGCUGAUCUUCGCCGCCUACGCCACCACGGCCAGCGCCAGCACCUCCCUGAUCAUGCAGCUCCUCAAACACCCCCGAGUGCUGGAGAAGCUGCGGGAGGAGCUGAGGAGCAAAGGGAUCCUCCACAACGGCUGCAUCUGCGAGGGCUCCCUGCGGCUGGACAACAUCAGCAGCCUCCACUACCUGGACUGUGUCAUCAAGGAGGUGCUUCGGCUCUUCACCCCCAUCUCCGGCGGGUACCGGACGGUGCUGCAGACCUUCGAGCUGGAUGGUUUCCAGAUCCCCAAAGGCUGGAGUGUGAUGUACAGCAUCCGGGACACCCACGACACCGCCCCGGUCUUCAAGGACGUGGACGUGUUCGACCCCGAGCGCUUCGAGCAGGGCCGGAGCGAAGACAAGGACGGCAGGUUCCACUACCUCCCCUUCGGAGGAGGAGUACGGACCUGUCUGGGGAAGCACCUGGCCAAGCUUUUCCUCAAGACCCUGGCCAUCGAGCUAGCCAGCACCAGCCGCUUCGAGCUCGCCACCAGGACUUUCCCCAAAAUCACCCUGGUGCCCGUGAUCCACCCGGUGGACGGACUCAAGGUCAAGUUCUUCGGACUGGAUUCCAACCAGAACGAGAUCCUGGCGGGGACGGACGCCAUGCUGGGGGCCACCGUGUAGAGCCCACGCCGGCGGCGCCAGG
This is a messenger RNA of Empidonax traillii (willow flycatcher), 1437 nucleotides long. Its product is annotated as cytochrome P450 26B1. The coding region runs from base 198 to 1415 and encodes 405 amino acids. Gene Ontology annotation, molecular function: oxidoreductase activity, acting on paired donors, with incorporation or reduction of molecular oxygen; iron ion binding; monooxygenase activity. The record is from RefSeq and is a predicted model, not a curated record. Lineage: Eukaryota; Metazoa; Chordata; Aves; Passeriformes; Tyrannidae. The transcript is spliced from 5 exons. Gene Ontology annotation, biological process: sterol metabolic process.